Messenger RNA from Athalia rosae (coleseed sawfly), 6683 nucleotides. It is a transcript of the gene mew, whose product is annotated as integrin alpha-PS1. NCBI's taxonomy places the organism in Eukaryota, Metazoa, Arthropoda, Insecta, Hymenoptera, Athaliidae. Gene Ontology annotation, molecular function: integrin binding. The record is from RefSeq and is a predicted model, not a curated record. The transcript is spliced from 13 exons. Gene Ontology annotation, cellular component: integrin complex; external side of plasma membrane. Bases 204 to 3506 code for a protein of 1100 amino acids. Gene Ontology annotation, biological process: cell-cell adhesion; cell adhesion mediated by integrin; integrin-mediated signaling pathway.
AUUCAUCACGGCUUGUGGCUGCUGGGUGUGUGGACUCAUGAGGAUAUUGUGAUUGGCCUCAUCCACAUUCGAAUAAGCCUAAUUAGGGAUACGACUACGAUAAUAUUGUGGUUUUUGUGGUAGAAUUGAACAGAUCAUACUACUUGGAAUUUAAGUCUUUUUGUCGGUCUUAUGGGUACUUAGUUAGUACCCUAUCAUUCAAGAUGCAGAGACUCAUGAUGCUGUUAAUAAUUUUUUCCAUAAUAUACGGUGUAUUUUCCUUCAAUUUGGAAGCCCGGAUACCUGUUAUCAAAAGGGGCUCACCAGGUUCAUAUUUUGGUUACUCCGUUGCUGAACAUCAAGAAAUAGCUGAUGAUAAUAAAUCCACAAGUUGGAUGUUGAUCGGUGCACCAUUGGAUCAAAACUUGCAACCAGGAACCAAUAAGUCUGGUGCGUUAUGGCAAUGUCCUUUAACAACGUAUAAUAAUGACUGCAUCCAAGUUGUUACUGAUGGAAGACAUGCUGAAAUACCAAGUAAUUCAAUUAUUGAAUCCGAAGAAUUGGUGAAACCGAGCAAUGACGAAAUAAAAGACAAUCAAUGGCUGGGAGUAACUGUUCGAAGCCAAGGUGUUGGUGGUAAAGUAAUGGUUUGUGCUCAUCGUUACAUCGUUAAAACGCCAGAUUCUCGUUGGGGUCAAGGUCUCUGCUACAUUUUGUCUCAGAACUUAAAAUAUGAAGAAGUUAAGAAGCCUUGUUCAGGGAGACCAACAAACAAAGCCCACGAACAGUUUGGUUAUUGCCAGGCCGGCACCAGCGGACUGCUGACUUCCGAAGACCGUGUGCUAAUAGGUACCCCAGGCCCACAUACUUGGAAAGGAAAUUUAUUCCUUUUCGCUGUUUCCGAGGAUUUUCUCGAGCGAGACCACACCAUUUACUAUGCUCCAAUGCAAGACGCCUCUCCCGUUGAUAAAUACAGCUAUUUAGGUAUGUCAGUAGCUGUAGGCAAAUUUUUCGGAGAUGCUAUAUCCUAUGCCGCUGGUGCACCACGGUCAAAUGGAACAGGUCAAGUCGUUCUUUUGUCCAAACUCGACAAGCAGGCUGAAAUGAAUGUGGAUUUAAUUUUGGAUGGAGAACAGUUUGCUUCGAGUUAUGGUUACGAGAUAAUGUCUGCUGAUGUUAAUGGAGACAAGAUCGGAGAUCUCAUAGUGGCUGCGCCAUUUUAUUUCAAAAAAGCCGAGGGCGGAGCGGUGUACAUUUACACACUGCUUUGUAAAAAUCCAAAGGAAAAUCCAAAAUGCAAUAAACCUGUUAAAUUAAUUGGUCACGAAGAGUCAAGAUUUGGGUUUUCUUUGACAAAUUUGGGAGAUUUAAAUAAAGACGGUUACGAAGAUAUUGCAAUUGGCGCGCCUUACGAAGGAAAAGGAGCGGUUUAUAUCUAUCUUGGAUCAAAGGAUGGUAUAAUAACUUCACCGUCUCAAGUGAUUCAUUCUCAUCAAAUGCCAACUUCACUUAGUACGUUUGGAUACUCUUUGAGUGGUGGCAUAGACAUGGAUCAAAACGGAUAUCCAGAUCUCCUAGUUGGAGCUUAUGACAAUGAUGCAGUAGUUCUUCUUCGGGCAAGGAAAAUCAUUGAUAUUACAACCUAUAUUAGGUACCUUAACAAAAAUAUGACAUAUCAGGAGAAGAUCGCUCCUAUAGACCCAAACAAAGUUGGCUGCCCAACUGAUCCUAGCUCUAAUUAUACAUGCUUCUCAUUUGAAGCUUGCUGCAAAACUGCGUCUUUGGUGAGGGAUGAAGAUAUGCAGAAUCUUAAACUGAAGUAUUCCAUUGAAGCUGAAACUUACUCAGGUGUAAGAAAGUUUUCUAGAGUUUGGUUUAAAAACGACAGUGUGCGUCCAAAUUUUAUUAGUCGCACUGUAACUCUUGAUCCAUCGAAAUUGGAGCAUUGCCAAGUAGAUACCGUUUACUUAAAGGAAAACACGAGAGAUAUUCAAUCUCCCAUCAAAUUCCGAUUUAAUUAUACGCUAAUUCAAGAACAGCCAGUUAUGCCUGCUGAGGGGGCUCCGUUACCGGAAAUAAGAAAUUUUCCUAUUCUAAAUCAACAAGAAGCUGCCCGAAUCUUUGAAGCUACUUUCCAGAAGGAAUGUGGGCCAAAUGAUAUUUGUGAAAGUAACCUUCAACUGAGUGCGAAAUUAAAUCUAUCAGCAUCAAUCAUAAAGCCGAAUUUCUACGAACUGUUACUUGGAGAAAAAGAGGAAGUUGUGGUAGAAGUAAAUGUUACAAAUAUCGGAGAAUCCGCCUAUGAAGCUCAACUUUUCAUAAAACAUUCUGCAAACUUAAAUUAUAUUGCUAGUAAAAGUAACGAUUCGGGGAUCUGUAAUUUACAUAAUACUACCUUAGUGAGUUGCUCAAUUGGCAACCCGUUCAAAAUGAAUAAGUCGGUAAAUAUCCAAAUCAGAUUCGACCCCAAAGGGUUGGAGGACAAUGAGUCGCAACUCGGAUUUGUAAUUUUUGCUAAUUCUACGUCGAAAGAAGUAAGUGAGAAGGAACCUAUUACCCUUCGAGCCACCGUUCUCAAGAGGGCUGAAUUAUCUAUCACAGGAAGCGCAAAAACGCAAUGGGCCUUCUAUGGUGGACCCGUAGUCGGUGAAUCUGCUAUAAAACAUCUGAAUGAAGUCGGACCUAGAGUGUCACAUGUCUAUGAAGUGUUUAACGAAGGACCUUGGAAAGUCAGUAGUGUCGAAGUUCGUAUAUCAUGGCCCUACGAAGUCGCAAAUGACAAGCCUCACGGAAAGUGGUUACUUUAUCUGGAAGAAUUGCCAACCGUACAAGCAUUGGGAGGCGGAGAAUGUUCAUUACCACCAGGACACAGUGUGAAUCCAUUAAAAUUACAAGGUAGUUUUGGUCUCGAUGAUAUGGAAACUCUCUUUCCUACGUCUACCGCUGUCCCGAAUAUGAAAAAUUAUCCAAAUCACACAAAUAGUAUCCGAGAUAGACGAGAUACUGAAAAAGUAGUGAAUACUAAGACCACCAUUGAUAAAGAUGGUCAUAGACAUCAGGUUGUUUCUAUGAAUUGUGAAGCGUCGACAGCAAAGUGUUUUGAUAUUACGUGUAUCAUUUACAAUCUUCAACGUAAACAAGAGGCAGUCAUAACUCUGAAAGCUAGGCUGUGGAAUUCAACGUUAGUAGAAGAUUAUCCGAGAGUGGAUAUGGUGAAGAUUGGAUCAAAUGCGAAAAUAAUAAUUCCGCCUCAGGUUGUGAUACAACAAGAAAAUCUCAAGGACGAUCAAGGAAUCGCAGAAACCAUAGCGUACCCAGAUCUACUGGAUCAGCAGGAUUCCGAGCCUGUCCCAAUAUGGAUAAUUAUUGUAGCUAUAGUUGCAGGUUUGUUGCUCCUCAUUUUGUUGACGUUAGUGCUUUGGAAACUUGGAUUUUUCAAAAGACGUAGACCAGACCCAACCCUAUCUGGUAAUCUUGAGAAGCAUAGGGACGACAACCCGGAAAAUGAAGCACUGUUCAAGCACUGAGGUACUUACAUUAUUUUUUAUUGAAAAGAUACUGAACGCUUCUAGUAUUUGCCUUUAGCUAUUAGCUAAUUAUUCAGAGAUAAAGCGCGAUGAAUGAAUUCUGGUAAUUGCAUAUUAUUGAUAUGUUAUAGUUUAAUUGUUGAAAGUUUAAGAAAAAAAAAUUACCUAAAGGCCAAUUGUUAUUAUCUCAAUUGUGAUAAUGAUUUUGGUUCGAUUAUUUCUGAAUAGAACUAAUAUCUUUAUGGAAAAUAUUUUCCAAUAUUAUAUUUAUAUCUACAAAUAUUAAUAAGCUUUCAAAUUCUGCAUUUGAUUAUGCAAUCGUAAUACUACUUCUUUACAUUUUACUUCAUAAAAGUGAUUGAAAGACCGUUUGAUUUCGAUUAUUGAUACGAUACAGCAGCUGAACUGAAUGGUGUACGAAGUAACUGUAGUUAACUUUUUUUUUUUCUUUUUUAAAAUCUUUUAUCGCUUUUAUACUAAUGCCAUAAAUAAUGUAUUUAUUUUUCUAUUUUUGACUGAACUUUUUAUUUAGGAUAAAUGAAUUUAUGUAAAUAUUAGAGGCCACUUGAUAAAAUUCGAAAAGAUUAUAAAAUACUUUUUUGCAACAAUCGAUAUUUUCGUAUAUUUUAUAAUACAAAUAAGACUAUAAAGUGCCUUCAAUUUUAUCCAUUUCAUGUUAAAUUCCUAUUUAUCUCAACUAUAUCAUUUUUUUCUUUUACUUCUGACUAGUUUGUCAAAGUUUUCCGUUGAUUGGAACAACAAAGUUUAGAUAAUAACAAGAACGAAUAAUUGCAUUAAAAAAGGAAAAAAAUCAAAGUUUGAAUAUUUAAGUCAUAACAUGGAAUAACUAAAAAAUCAAUAACGUCAACCUUAAAUUAGUUAUAACUGUGGUAAGACUGAUGCGAUGUUUUUUAUCACGUAAUCGAAUAUUUUGCUUUAGCUGAGGAAGCCUUGGCCACAAAUAUAAGUAAAAUGUAAAGAAUUGCAGUUAAAUUUUAUUAUUCUUUGGAAAUUUAUUGUAAAUUUUUACUAAUCCUUGUAGUCAUAAAAAAAAGAAAAGAAAACAUCGUACAAGAUCUCUAGCAAAGGGUCUUGGGGAUGGUUAUGUUAUGAUGAUCAUAUUUCAUCUUUUAUCGGUACAAAGACCCACGUUACGUACUGUGAGAUAAAGUAAAUUAAUAUUUAUUUACUAUUCGCACUUACAGAUCAACUGCGCUCUCGAGCAUCAGUUGUUCUUUAUUACGAUGACUACUUUCUCUCGAAAGUGCAAAACGUUCUAUAAGGGGAAAAAAGAAAGAAAAAAAAAAAACGGCCGUUAUGAUAUAAAGCACAAAAUUUUACGAAUGAUUCUUGUUUUAUUUUACAAUUUUUUAUGUUAAUAACAUACCCACAUUUACUUAUCAUUUCGUAUAAUUUUACUUAAUUAUUACGUAGAAAUAAGUGCGUUUAUGCCUAAUUAUUUAAUAUUUCUAACAUUGCAGCUUCGAUAGCGAUAUUUGUAUGAUCUUGUAUUGAUUGCAUCUCUAGUUCUUGAUCGAUAAGAACUGGACUACUUUCAGUAUUCGAAAAUUAAUAAUAAUAAUCACAGUAAAUGCAGAUCAAUGAUCGCUUUCUUUAAAUAAAAUUUCAUCAAUGGCAGCAACUAUAAAUCAUAAUACCUUGGAGAAAUUUUUGGAAACAAACGUGGGUUUUGAUAGUUUACGUUUGGUGUAUUUCCCAUUAUUUCUUCAAUUCAAGUUUGAGUAAAUACAAAACAUAAGAAUAAUAAUAACAAUAAUUAUUAUGAUAAUGAUACUUGUAAAAUCACUACCAUAUUAUACAUAUCACUGCCAUAUAAUAUUAUUUACUACUUCUGGAAUAAAAUAUUACAUUCCUUGAAGUAAAUAAAUAUGAAAACUACUUCACCAACUAGAUAUAAACAUUUGUAAUGUCAGUCUCUGAUAACGAUUUAUAUUUGAUACUUUACGAUUGCAUUUAUACAGGGUAUAUUCGGCACAAAUUUAGUCACUUGUGUAAUUUAUAACGCACAAUCUAUUAGAAGCAGAAAAUCAGUAAUCGCUUGUAAAAUUGAACACGAUUGAAUAAUUGGAAAUUCUCACGAACUUAUGACUCGUAACUAAUCUCGUGUAGUACUAAUUUUUAACGAGUCUUCCAACUAAUUUUUUUUCACAUUUCUAUGAAAUUUAUACCUGCAAAUAAUUUCAGUGCAUAGAGAGAAUAGAUUUGUUGUAGUAUCUAUAUGAGAAUAAAGACCGGUUGAGCUGACUGUCUAUUUGCAUAAAAACCUUGUAAACGAUCGCACAUGUACAUAUUUUAAUUCAUUGAAGUACGUUAGUCGCAUGGCUCGCAUAACUGAAUCUUGGCUGCUUCGACGAAUAAAUGGAUUAUACGUCCUGCUCAAUACUUGCACUAAUCGACUCAGCCAAGCUUUAUUGCUAAUGAUAAUCGGCAUUUGUAUUUAAACACGGGAUAUUCAAUUCCUAUGUUACAUUGAUGCUAUGAUUUCGAAGUUUGAGAAUAAGUUAAAAUAACCAAUAUAAUGAUACUGCUUACAUUAAAAAAAUAUUUAGAUUAUAUCAUCUUUAGCGUGUUAUCAAGUACAAGUUUAAUUGAAUGUUUAUGAAAAUUAAUUUUUUGCAUAUACUUCUGGAAUGCUAUUGACUGGGUCAGAACACCCUAAUAUUUAUAGUGUCACGUUUCUCAUCUAGGCACUUCCUUUAUCAAUUUUUUUCUAGAAACAAAGAAUUGGUAUACUCCAAUGUUUUGACUCGGGGCCAAAAAUUUUCUUGAGAAUAUAGCAAAAUUUCGUAAGCAUCUCUGAACUUAAGAAAUUGUCUGAAAUUUUGAGCUUUAAUUAGAUUGUUGACUAGCCAUUUAUUUGUACUCAAAUCUAAUCGAAACAAGCACAGAUAACUUCUAACUGACUCAAAUUUUACCGGUAUACUAAAUUCAAUAUUUAGUCACAUCAAAAUAGAGCAGCAGAUGAAAUUUUUUAAUUUUCAUUUCAGUUAAUGUGAAACGCAUUACCGUGCAAAGCUUUCAACAUCUUGUUACAAAUAUUAUAAUUUUGUACUUAAUUUUAUGUAACCUACGGAUUAUAAAUGACCAUAUGGUGCUGCAAUUUAAUACGUCUAAGUACGGAUAUAAAAUUCAAUAAAAAAUCUUAAUUGAAAUAUA